GUGUGUCCCGAUAAGAAGUCGGCCUGUCCCGAUGAGACCACCUGCUGCCAGCUGACCAGUGAAACCUACGGAUGCUGUCCUCUGCCGCACGCUGUUUGUUGUUCUGAUCACAUCCACUGCUGUCCUGCACACUCCGAGUGCGACCUGGUCCACAGCACCUGCGUGUCCAGGCAGGGAGACGCCAUCGGGCCGCUAACCAUCGGGCCGCUCGCCACCAUUUCCACCAUGCUGCCGCUCAGCAACGGUGAGCCACAGCUCGUUCAGGUUUAA
Menidia menidia (Atlantic silverside) is the source of this 270-nucleotide messenger RNA. The record is from the annotation of a GenBank genome assembly. NCBI's taxonomy places the organism in Eukaryota, Metazoa, Chordata, Actinopteri, Atheriniformes, Atherinopsidae.